This is a messenger RNA of Sporothrix schenckii 1099-18, 1812 nucleotides long. RefSeq lists its product as uncharacterized. Bases 1 to 1812 code for a protein of 603 amino acids. The record is from RefSeq and is a predicted model, not a curated record. Lineage: Eukaryota; Fungi; Ascomycota; Sordariomycetes; Ophiostomatales; Ophiostomataceae. The transcript has a single exon.
AUGCCCACCUACCUUUGCCACGGCUUCCGAUGGCACCGGCCGAGCAUCCGCGUCUUUGUCAUUGUGCAGGACCUCGAGGAUGCUUCGCCCGACUGGGUCGUCCGCCCGGCCACCACACGCAGCCUGCUCGAUGCCUUUGGUCGACUAUUUGACUUUUUGCCGACGCAGGACCUCGAGACAGACGCAGAGGCCGAGGCAGCAGCUGUGGUAGCCGCCGCCGCCGCCGCCGCUCAGAAAGCCGCCGAGGCCACGGCCGCCGCAGCCGCAUCCGCAUCCGAGCAGCGGGGGCGACGACAGUCUAUAUCGCAGGCAGCACGCGCAAAGAGCAAGUCGCGCAAGGACAAAAAGGACAAGGAGAAGGCGGCCAAGGUGAAGGAAAAGAAUGACGCAGCUGGCACACCCGGCGCAGCUGGCGCAGCGCCACUUUCCGGCCCCACACCGGUCGCAGGUGUCACGCGCCGUAACGAUGGCCGCGACGAGGUGCUGGCGCGGCAAGACCGCUCGCCCAUCAAGCUGCUCGAGGAGCACGACACACAGCGGCUGGACGAAAUGUCGCGGCCCCAUGCGUACGUCGCCGACUACGUAGCGCGCAUCGACCUUUCGGCGUCCAUUGUGGACGAGAUGGCGCGGUACGAGCGGCUGCAGCAGCAGCGGUGGCGGCGCGAGCAAAAGACCAAAGACGGGUUUCCGUCCAUGGCCGGGCCGUCGGAGGAGGGCGCGUCGUUGGGCGCUGCACUGGGCGCAGGCGAAGGCAGCGGCGGCGGCAGCGGUGCGACGCUGACAAAACGAAAAAAGGGGUCAGGCUGGCUCGAGCAGCUGCGGGACCAGCUGCAACGCGGCGAAGACAUCCGGUGGUAUGUGGUCGUAAACGACGAUGAAGACCGAGCGUACCCGGGCGAAGUCGAGGGCGAGGAGACCGACGACGAGACGGAAGAAAACGUGCUGGCGGCGGAGGCACAGGCGGAGGCACAGGCGAAGACCGAAACGACACGACAAGAAAGACUGCGCACGGAGGAAGACGAGAUUUUGCCGGAGCGACGACAACCCAGCUCGUUUGGCGACUUUAUGGACGAGCACGGCUUCGGCGACAGCAUCGCCACGGCGUCGUCCCCACCGGUCAGCAACCGCUACCUGGAGCGAGAACGCGAGCGGGAAAAGGAGCGACAAAGACAGCGGCUGCGCUUUGAGCUCACGGGCGAUCCCAAUAUUUUGGAAAAAUGGAACAUUCCCUCACCAACAUCAGCGACUGCGCCCCGCGCAAGCUACCGUCCAGGCCCGGGAAAGCCCACAAUAACGCCUUCGUCGUCGGCGGCGUCGACGGCGGCCCCGAUGGUAUUUUCUCUCUCACGCAAGCCGUCAACAGCCUCACAACAAGCACAGCAAGCACAGCAAGCACAACACAACCAACAGCAGCAGCAGCAGCAGCAGCAACAACAACAUCAUCAACAGAAUGGUCGGCGAGAUCGAUCCUCGACGAUAACCAGCAGCCUCAACAGCAACAACAUUGGCGACGACUUUGCCUUUCCACAGCCACCGCCAAUGGUGCCCUCAUUACGAGGACCGCAGCAACCGCAACUACAACCGCAACCGCAACCGCAACCGCACGCACAUCUGCAUCCGCAGCCGCCAAGCUCGCCGCCACCCAUGCCGCCCCUGUCUCCGCCAACAUUGCGCCCCAAAAAGUCGGGCGACUUGUCCGGCCUGCGACCCAAGACGCCCAAUGGCCGGUCGUCUGGUGGUGCGAGUGGGUUCCGGCGUCUCUUUGGUCGGUCAUCUAAGACGGCUGUCAAUGAAGCGGCGAAUCCGUCAUAA